Prosopis cineraria is the source of this 1380-nucleotide messenger RNA. RefSeq lists its product as uncharacterized. Gene Ontology annotation, molecular function: zinc ion binding. The record is from RefSeq and is a predicted model, not a curated record. Bases 182 to 1123 code for a protein of 313 amino acids. The transcript has 7 exons. Lineage: Eukaryota; Viridiplantae; Streptophyta; Magnoliopsida; Fabales; Fabaceae.
UUUGAAGAUACUUGAGGUGCGCACUACACACCAGGCACGCGGAAUAGUAGAAAAGUUUUGGUUUGUCUAUUAUCAGAAAUCCAACUCUUCCUGGUUCACCUACGCGUCUGAGUUUGGUUGCAAGUUUUCAGUGAGGUUGUGGUAGAUUUUUGAAAGCUUAGUUGAGCGCGAAGAAUUUGCAAUGAAACGGGAAGUACAGCUAGAACCGCCAGUUGCGCAAAACCUUGGUGAUUCCGACCCUCUACUCGAUAAUCAGGAGAAGGAGGAGGAGGAAGAGCGGAAGGAUGAGGAGUGUCAAGGAAGCACGAGUGAGAUUAGGAGUGAAGAUGUCGAGGCUGGCUUACUUCCUUCUUGUCGAAUUUGCCUGGAAAGCGAUUCCGACCCAGGUGAUGAAUUGAUAUCACCAUGCAUGUGUAAGGGGACCCAACAAUUUGUCCAUCGUUCGUGUCUUGAUCACUGGCGUUCAGUAAAGGAAGGGUUUGCCUUCUCACACUGCACCACCUGCAAAGCCCAAUUUCAUCUUCGAAUUGAAUUGUUUGAGGACAACUCCUGGCGUAAAAUAAAGUUCAGACUUUUUGUGGCAAGGGAUGUUUUUCUUGUAUUUUUGGCUGUACAAACUGUGAUUGCGGCAAUGGGUGCGUUUGCAUACCUCAUGGACAAAGAUGGGGCAUUCAGGAACUCUUUCGAUGAUGGUUGGGAUCGGAUACUGUCAAAUCAUCCUAUACCAUUUUAUUACACUAUUGGAGUACUAGCCUUCUUUGUGCUGCUUGGGUUUUUUGGUCUCAUUCUACAUUUUUCCUCCCUCAAUGCCAAUGACUCCAGAAUGGCUGGGUGUCAGAACUGUUGUUAUGGAUGGGGCAUUUUGGAUUGCUUUCCCGCAUCAAUGGAAGCAUGCUUUGCCCUUGUGGUUGUUUUUGUCGUCAUCUUUGCAAUUUUGGGCAUAGCUUAUAGUUUUCUCGCAGCCACCAUGGCGAUUCAGAGAAUUUGGCAGAGACAUUACCACAUACUGACCAAGAGGGAGCUGACUAAGGAAUACGUAGUGGAGGAUCUCCGAGGUUCUUAUUCCCCGCCAAAACUGGACCCAGAACAUGAAGAGCGCUUGAAAAUGCUCAAGCUUUUGUGAUUAAUUAAACAGAGACUUGUAAAAUGUGUUAAAGAAUGUUUAUGCCAAGAUUUUAUUUUAAUUGUAGUUAGAACCUAUCAUGUUCAGCAGACUUCUACUCUGUGACUCUGAGCAUGCAAGUGGAUUGUAUGAUCGUUUUUACCUGGUUCCUCGCCAGAUUCUAUACCUCACCAAAAUUGACUCUACAAUGUGUGCACUUACUUGCUCAGUUUCAAACUCUUUCCUUUCGUAAAUAAAAAAUUGAAGAAUUAAACGGG